This is a messenger RNA of Ciona intestinalis (vase tunicate), 664 nucleotides long. The record is from RefSeq. Lineage: Eukaryota; Metazoa; Chordata; Ascidiacea; Phlebobranchia; Cionidae.
CGUUGUUCCAGGCUCGCCAUAUUAGUUUCAGUUUGAACGUUUGAGUUAUAAUCAUGUCCGCCGGUAAAGCUUGCAUUCAAAAGUCCGCCCCAGAUUUUACGGCAACAGCAGUUGUGAACGGAGAUUUUCGUGAUAUUUCACUAAGCGAAUAUAAAGGAAAAUAUGUUGUUUUGUUUUUUUACCCGCUCGACUUCACGUUCGUUUGCCCGACGGAGAUCAUUGCGUUUAGUGAUCGUGUGUCAGAGUUCCGUGAUAUUGGGUGUGAGGUGCUCGCGUGUUCCACAGACUCGCACUUCAGUCAUCUCGCAUGGACAAACAUCCCAAGGAAGAAGGGGGGAAUCGGAAACAUGAAAAUCCCGUUGAUUGCCGACAAAAACUGUGCAAUAUCUAAAGACUACGGGGUUUUGAUGGAAGGCAGUGGAAUCGCGUUCAGGGGAUUGUUCAUCAUCGAUACCAUGGGAAUUCUUCGGCAAAUAACGAUUAAUGAUUUGCCUGUCGGUCGCUCAGUGGAUGAGACGCUACGAUUGGUCAAAGCGUUUCAGUUCACAGACCAGCACGGCGAGGUUUGCCCUGCUGGGUGGAAACCCGGUGAUGAUACGAUCAAACCAGAUGUUCAAGAUAGUCAGAAAUAUUUCAGUAAACAAUAAACACCCCUGUGAAUAUU